Molecule: messenger RNA, 564 nt
Organism: Nematocida minor
Lineage: Eukaryota; Fungi; Microsporidia
Exons: 1
Coding region: 1-564 (187 amino acids)
Source: RefSeq, a predicted model, not a curated record
AUGGCAAGGGAAUCUGUCGCAGUAAAUAGUGGAAGAAAACUAAAGAAAAUAAAAGGGGAAAAUGAGCCUAAAAAGCCAACCACCGAAUAUUUCAUGUUUUUAAGAGACGAAAGAAAAAACCUACAGCAGGGCCUAUCGGUAAAAGAGCAGACGCAGAUACUCAGCAAAAAGUGGGCAGAGCUGACCCCAGAAGCAAAGAAGAAAUACUCCGAAGAGUAUGCUUCUGCGUUUGAAAAGUACAAAGCCGAGCUCGAGGAGUACAAAAAGACCGACGAGUACCAGGAGGUCCAGAAGCAGAAGAAAGAGCAGAAGAACUCCAAGGACGGAAAGGGAAAGAAGCAGCAGAUCAACAGAAAGCCCUCUGGAUACAACUUAUUUGUAAAAGAAGAAAGAGCAAAGAUGACGGUUGAAAGAGGAUCAGCCCCUGCGCUCUCCUUCAAAGAGAUCUCGCAGAUGAUAUCGAAGAAGUGGCAGUCUUUGAGCGAGAGCCAGAAAGAGGAGUACAAGACAAAAGCUGCAAGCGAGGAAGGCGAGAAAGACGCAGUGGAAAAUGUAGAGCCAUAA